CACACACACACACUUGCAUCCAUGGGGAGCCGCCCCACCCCUGAGCUCCAGAGAACCACAUCAGCUGGGUACCAGCUGCCCCACCCCAGGCCAGCUGUCCAGAGUGGCCCUGUGGCGGGCAGGGGUCUUGCAGGUGGCUGUCCAGCCCCCCAGGCCCCAAAGGCGAAGGCUCAGCAGGGCGUGCAACAGGACCAGCUGUGGAGGGAGCUGCUGGAGGCCGAGCAGCGGGGCCUGCGGCGCUGGGCUGAGAAUUGGAGUUUCCUGAAAGACUAUGACCCCAUGGGCAAUAGGAAGGAGCCUGAGAAGCUGCCGGACUAUGUACCUUUCUUUUCGGACACAGUCCCCAAUUCCACUAACCGGGUCGUGGGCAGCAGGGUGGACACAUGCCUGGGGAAGACACUCAUUGGCAUGGACUUCUUCUUCGUGGAAGGGGCCCGGAAGAAGAAGCUGGAAGAUGAGCUGCAGCCAGUCUAGGAGUGAGGUGGGCUCGGUCAGCCUUCCGCAGGUAGGUGUGUGCAGGGUGGAGGCUCUAGGCUGGCCUGGCCCACGACAGUGCCUGGUCACCAUCCCGCACAAGGCAGCCAGAGAAAAGAAGAAUUAUUUCCAUCUGAGGGAGAGUGUGGGAGCAGGAGGUGCAGGGGAAGUCGAGGGUGAACACGACUGCAGGGAGUCCAGCCUGCACAGACUCAGGGGGUCACCCAGUGCUUUGCUACCUGCCCUGGGGGAAGGUUAGGAGGGCCAGGAAGGGCACCUGUCCUGCCACUCCUAGAAGCACAGCCACUGACAGACGAUGUGACAUAUAAACACAAACUCUGUGCUGGGCACUGUACCCACAUUGUCUCCUUCGUAGGUAGGAUGGUCACCAUUUGAGAGGUUUGGAAACUAAGCCAAAGACUUUGUUCAGUCUUCUCAGGGUCACGCAGCUGCUGAAGAGCCAGGAUCCACCUCACCUGUGACUUCUCUGUGCCGCAUUCCCCUCAGCAAGCCUCAGGCUCCACGGCCAUGAAAUGGGAGGGGAGAAGGAGACAGAUUCUAAGGACGUCACCAGCUCCAGGAGUCUCUUCUCUGAGCAUUCAGGCAGUGCUGGCUCUUUCACAGAGUGUACUAGUCAGCUGCAACAGUGCUGUGUAACAAACCACUCCAUUCUUGCUCACAGGUCUGCAAAGCUGGGGGGCGGCUGACCUUGGCUGGGCUUGGCUAGACUUGGCUGCACAUUUCAGGUUGGAUCUGAGUCUCUCCCAAAUGUCUUGCAUUCUCUUGGGCCCACAGCCUCCUGGGACAUGUUCUUCUCAUGGCACAUCACCAGAGCACAAGAGCCCAACCGAAUCAUGCAAGCACACUGAAGCCUUCUGCAUGCACCCUGCAGCCAACACGUUUGGCCAUGUCCCAUGUGCAUGCUGUCAUCAUAGUAGACCCUGCCUCAUGCCAGCCCCACCUGCCCUCUGCUGCCUGCCACAUCUGCCUUCUUUUCAAGAGGAUGCCUGCUUCUAACCCCUGUCUCACCCAAUGGGAGCCCCGGGAAUCGGGACAGAGGGUAUCUGCACUAGAGUCCUGACACCAGCCUCUCACCGUGUUUGGGCCAGAACAAAGGAGGCCUCUGGACCCGAGCCCUGGGGAAAUGGGCACCGAGCCUGCAGCGUCAGCACUAGCAAAGCAGAGGGGCUUUAUCAAUAAGGACACAGAACAGCUCGGAGCCCAUGGGCCAGGGAGGAGCAGGGCUCUGGGAAGGGACUGGAAUUGUAACCGGCCACAGGCUCGGCCACUUGCCACUUGUAAAAGCCAAUAACAAGGACGAGGAGUGGUAAAACGAAAGUGACUUUAUUCUAGAGCUAGCAGUGGGGAAAUGGCCCAGGCUCGUGCCUCAAAGAAAGCACUUCAAAGUUUCAGGUUGUUAAAAAGGGGUCUUGGUGUGAGGGGUAUGCAGGAAUGGCAAGGAGGUGCCAGUCAGCAUGGCUGGUCCCCAUAGUCAUUUUGAAUUAUUGCUCCACCUGGUGAAUGGUCUGGCACCAUCUCAAAGGCUGUUCGUAGAUGACCGGCAGCCUGGAGGCGGUUUCCUGGUGAGACCUGGACCGUCUCAGGGCCCAGUCUCUGCACCUUCCGUGCAGACACAUAAUUAGACGGAGGUAGCCUGUGCAAGGGAGUGCCUGGUGGGAAGCGGGACUGUGAAGGUCAGUUCUUCACUAGGAGCACAGCAAGAAACGCGCAGGCAAGUUCAGAAAGGAGAACUGGAAAGCAGGGCCCUGGCCACAGAGCGAGCAGCUGAGAGCCACAACAAAGCUGGAAGGACGCCUUCUGCACUAUCCUGGCUUCUCGGAGCACCUCUGCCUGGGCAGGAUCCGCGUCUCUGCUUCCAUGAUAAAAAUAAUCAUCUUCAUCCAUGGAACGUGCAAGGUGAGCCUGGAGCAUCCGAGGAAAUGUAAAGGGACGUAAGGGCCAACCUGAAUUUGGGACAAUAUGAGCAUCAAAAUGAAGGACAGUCAUAGCCCACCCCUGACCACACCUGUGACAGCCACCCCGCGGCCAGCGCCCAUGAACCCACUGAAUAACAACAACAGUAAUAACAAAGAAUCCAUGAGUUCAUAUCAAGAAUUCUUUACACAUUUGAAGUACUGAGGAAAACCUCUUUUCUGUUGAAUACAGAAUAAACAAUAACAGGAAAAUCACCAUUUGAUGACUAUCGCGGCAAUAACUGAUUUGGGCAAGAAUCAAUAAAAGACAUCAAAACCAUCAGGGGAAAGAUUCUUAGAGAACAGUAAAUGCUGAAGUCUAGAAGAUGCUGCCUUAACCAGAUUAUCCAACUUACCCUCAGCAAUAACGGCACAGGCAACAUGUGUGCCUCUCCACGGGAUGCACCGAGGACAAUGUCCGCACCACCCGGGAGCACUGCACCCAGGGUCCCUCCUGCCAUAGAAAAAAAAAAUAGUGUGAUUGCAAUGUAAUCAGGAGAAAUUCUACGAAAACCCAAAUUGAGGGACAUUCUGCCGAAUAGCUGGCCUUGAUUGUUCAAAAAUGUCAAUGCCAUAAAAAACAGGGAAGCAGAGGAGGUGACUCAGGUUAAAGAUGGUUGAGACCAUGAUCUUCGACCAUCUCCUGGGUCAAAGCGAAAGCAACCAUGAAGGACACUUUGCAGACUAAGUAUUAGAGAAUAGCACCAUGUCAGUGUUAAAGUGCAGAGUGGGGCGGUUACAUUGCGGUUCUGCAGAAGAGACCCGUGUUCUUAGGAGGUGUGUGCGGAGCUGUCUAGCAAAGCGACAUGACGUCUAUCACACAUCCGCAAAUGGCUUAACAAAAAAUUUAUGUGGUGUGUAAAUAUAGACAAAUAAAGCUAAU
Molecule: messenger RNA, 3330 nt
Organism: Lemur catta (Ring-tailed lemur)
Lineage: Eukaryota; Metazoa; Chordata; Mammalia; Primates; Lemuridae
Gene: CIMIP5
Product: chromosome 4 C2orf50 homolog
Exons: 3
Coding region: 22-474 (150 amino acids)
Source: RefSeq, a predicted model, not a curated record